This is a messenger RNA of Talpa occidentalis (Iberian mole), 1097 nucleotides long. RefSeq names its product carbonyl reductase [NADPH] 1. The transcript has 3 exons. Lineage: Eukaryota; Metazoa; Chordata; Mammalia; Eulipotyphla; Talpidae. Bases 9 to 842 code for a protein of 277 amino acids. The record is from RefSeq and is a predicted model, not a curated record. Gene Ontology annotation, molecular function: carbonyl reductase (NADPH) activity.
CGCCCGCCAUGGCGUCCUCCACGCGCGUGGCGCUGGUGACCGGCGCCAACAAGGGCAUCGGCUUCGCCAUCGCGCGCGCCCUGUGCCGCCAGUUCUCGGGGGACGUGGUGCUCACGGCGCGGGACGCGGCGCGGGGCCGGGCGGCCGUGCAGCAGCUCCAGGCCGAGGGCCUGAGCCCGCGCUUCCACCCGCUGGACAUCGACGACCCGGGCAGCGUCCGCGCGCUGCGCGACUUCCUGCGCCGGGAGUACGGGGGCCUCGACGUGCUGGUCAACAACGCGGGCAUCGCCUUCAAGGUGAAUGAUCCCACACCGUUCCACGUCCAAGCAGAGGUAACCAUGAAAACAAACUUUUUUGGAACUAGAGAUGUCAGCGCAGAACUGCUGCCCCUUAUAAAGCCCCAAGGUAGGGUGGUGAACAUAUCCAGCAUGGUGUCUCUCAGAGCCCUCAAAAACUGCAGCCCCGACCUGCAGCAGAAGUUCAGAAGUGAGACCAUCACGGAGGAGGAGCUGGUGGCACUCAUGAACAAGUUUGUGGAAGACACAAAGAAUGGGGUGCACCAGAAGGAGGGCUGGCCUAACACUGCCUACGGCGUGUCCAAAAUCGGGGUCACAGUCCUGUCCCGAAUCCAUGCCAGGAAACUGAGUGAGCAGAGGGGAGGAGACAAGAUCCUUCUGAAUGCCUGCUGCCCAGGGUGGGUGAGGACCGACAUGGCUGGUCCCAAAGCCACCAAAAGUCCAGAAGAAGGAGCAGAGACCCCGGUCUACCUGGCCCUUCUGCCCUCAGACGCUGACGGGCCUCAUGGACAGUUUGUCAUGGAGAAGAAAGUUGAACAGUGGUGAGCUCAACUCAGCACCACCCAUGGGCUCUUUUGUGCCUGUCCUGCUUUGGCCAAGCGGUCACUUAACAAUCAAGCACAUUCUUAUGCAAAGAGAUAAUUGAGUUUCCCUGUGGGUACCCACUUCAAGUUGGCCCCUGAGUCCCUAAACACUUGUGAUUUCUUCCGUGCUAUGGAGAAAGAAAGUAUAUGGUGUAAAUAACGAAUGAACAAUUGAUGAAUAAAUCUAUACAAAUACCCACUUGUGCACAUUAUUCAC